UGCACUGCUUCCUGUAAAAAUAAAAUAAUAUUUAGGUGGGAGAUGAAAUUCCAUGUGUAGCUUAGCUAAGCCUUAUUCCCAUUUGGAAGCCUGUGACAUUGGUGGCUUUCUUUGACCAUGGACAUCAUUCCAAGAAAAUAACUACUGCAUACACAGUUUGAUCUCCAUUUGAUCAUUUACAACAAAAAUACAAUCUUUCUCUGAAUAAAGAAAUAACCAAAGAUAGUAGAGUUUCAAUCAAAGAAGACACAGCACAGACUAAGAAGGAUGAGGAGGGAGACGGUGAAAGAGGAGAGGAUACUCCAAGAAAGAAUGGGAACCGAGAGAUUGGUCUUUUUGGUCUGCAAAAGCAGAAUAUAAUCUCUCUUUCUUUCUUUGAAACCUCUCAUCCUUCAAGAUCCUUAUAUUGCCAAUAUUGUUUUAGAUAGUGAAAAAAUGGCUCUUCCAUCUCAUACAGCUCAAAAUGGCAAAGUUGCUCUUGAUUCAGGAGCUGCUCGUCUUAGGGAGCUUGGAUACAAACAAGAGCUCAAGCGUGAUCUCUCGAUGUUUUCCAAUUUUGCCUUUUCUUUUUCGAUCAUAUCAGUACUCACUGGCAUAACCACCUUAUAUAACACUGGCUUGAAUUUUGGUGGGCCAGUUUCAUUGCAAUAUGGUUGGUUUAUUGCUGGUUUGUUCACCAUGGUUGUUGGGUUAGCGAUGGCUGAGAUUUGCUCCUCUUUCCCAACUUCUGGUGGUCUCUACUACUGGAGUGCAAAGCUUGCUGGCCCUAGUUGGGCUCCCUUUGCCUCAUGGAUAACUGGAUGGUUCAACAUUGUUGGUCAGUGGGCUGUUACAACCAGCAUAGAUUUCUCACUUGCGCAGUUGAUUCAGGUGAUUAUUCUUCUUAGCACAGGUGGAAAAAAUGGUGGCGGUUAUGAGGCAUCCAAAUAUGUAGUUAUUGCUAUGCAUGGCGGAAUUUUACUCUUACAUGCUAUGCUAAAUAGUCUUCCCAUCUCAGUGUUGUCUUUUUUUGGACAACUGGCUGCUGCUUGGAAUCUUGUAGGGGUUUUAGUUCUUACAAUUCUUAUUCCCUGUGUUGCAACUGAGAGGGCUAGUGCCAAGUUUGUUUUCACGCACUUCAACACGGAUAACGGGGAUGGAAUCAAUAGUAAAGCUUACAUUUUUGUAUUGGGACUUCUGAUGAGCCAAUAUACUCUUACUGGUUAUGAUGCAUCAGCUCAUAUGACAGAGGAAACAAAGAAUGCUGAUGAGAAUGGACCUAAAGGAAUAAUAAGUGCCAUUGGUAUAUCUGUUAUAUUUGGAUGGUUUUACAUUCUCGGUGUCACUUUUGCUGUUACCAACAUCCCUUACCUUUUGAGCGAAGACAAUGAUGCUGGUGGUUACGCCAUUGCUGAAAUAUUUUACCAAGCAUUCAAGAGUAGAUAUGGUAGUGGAGUUGGAGGAAUUGUUUGCUUAGGAGUAGUUGCUGUUGCCAUAUUUUUCUGCGGUAUGAGUUCAGUAACUAGCAACUCAAGAAUGGCUUAUGCAUUUUCUAGAGAUGGAGCAAUGCCAUUCUCAUCACUUUGGCACAAAGUGAACAAGCAGGAGAUCCCUAUAAAUGCUGUUUGGCUUGGUGCAUUUAUCUCGUUUUGCAUGGCAUUAACGUAUCUUGGAAGUGCAGUGGCAUUUCAAGCAAUGGUAUCCAUAGCCACUAUUGGAUUGUAUAUUGCUUAUGCCCUGCCUAUCUUCUUCCGUGUUACCUUGGCGCGCAAGUCAUUCAUCCCUGGACCAUUCAAUUUGGGCCGCUACGGUGUGCUAAUUGGUUGGACAGCAGUUCUUUGGGUGGUAACUAUCUCAAUCCUCUUCUCAUUGCCUGUAGCCUACCCUAUUACCAAUGAGACACUCAAUUACACUCCGGUCGCAGUUGGUGGCUUGCUCUUCCUCCUAAUAUCUUCCUGGAUUUUAAAUGCUAGGCACUGGUUUAAAGGUCCUAUAACCAAUGUAGAUAGCUGA
Messenger RNA from Jatropha curcas, 1992 nucleotides. RefSeq names its product bidirectional amino acid transporter 1. Lineage: Eukaryota; Viridiplantae; Streptophyta; Magnoliopsida; Malpighiales; Euphorbiaceae. Gene Ontology annotation, molecular function: L-alanine transmembrane transporter activity; gamma-aminobutyric acid transmembrane transporter activity; L-lysine transmembrane transporter activity. Gene Ontology annotation, cellular component: membrane. Gene Ontology annotation, biological process: transmembrane transport; gamma-aminobutyric acid transport. The record is from RefSeq and is a predicted model, not a curated record.